GAGGAGUAAAACAUAGAAACCGACUCUCUCUCGCUUUUCUCUCUUUCUCUCUCUCUCCCCUCUCUCCUGUCUCUUAUGUUUUUAAGCGGUGGAAAGUUUUUGGAAUGAACAAUUUUUCUUGAUAAGUGGUGUUUUAUUUCUCUCCUGCAGGAUCGAAUUAUAAUCGCUCACCCCCAAAAAUCACCCCACACGAACAGGCCAGGAGGCGCUGCAGGAAGUGUGUUCUCUGUUUCCAUCAGUGAAUUGGAGCAUUUAUAUUUUUUUGCCACGUGUGGAGAGAGGGUUCAGUGUUUGCCAUCUCAGAGUCUGGAUGGUACAGCUGACCUCCGCCUGGAACACAGCCCUGCCAAGCUCAUCUCGCUUGGGAGCUGAAAAAGGAACUCGUUAACUAAAAUUCUUGCCGUCCGGUCUGAGAAGUUACCGAGCGAGCUGGCUUCUCUCGUGAACUGAGGCGAAGCUUUCCAACCUUUUAAUUUGGGAAGAAAGGAACAGGGGGAGACCAUUAUGCUGUUCUUAAGGUCCUGAAUUACGCAAUGUCUACAGAAGAGAAGGAGCUUGUGCAACUAUACCACAUCAAUGGGAGAGCCUACCCUGUUGAUGGCAAUUCUGAUGACUUUACCCUUUCCACCACUCCCAGCUCUUCCAAGGAGCUGGUGGGGGCUGAGAGCUCGGACUAUUUAGCGGAGGAGGGAGAAGAGGAAGGGAGAGUGGAGGUGGUGGUAGUGGUCAGGGACUCUCGAGCCAAUGCCAAGGGACUGAGGGAGGAGGAUGCGCUCUUGGAGAACACCAGUCAGAGUAACGACAGUGAUGAUACCAGCAGGGAUCCAAGCCCAGCCUCUGAUACCCUCAAAGAGACUUCUUUCUCUAUAGGACUGCAGGUUGUGUUCCCAUUCCUGCUGGCAGGAUUUGGGACUGUGGCAGCAGGAAUGGUCUUGGAUAUUGUUCAGCACUGGGAAGUGUUCAGGGAGGUGACGGAGGUAUUUAUUCUGGUGCCCGCUCUGCUUGGCCUGAAGGGGAACCUGGAGAUGACCCUCGCUGCCAGACUCUCCACUGCGGCCAACAUCGGACAAAUGGAUUCAGCCUCAGAGCAAUGGAGGAUGAUCACAGGAAACCUGUCUCUAAUCCAGGUCCAAGCGACCGUGGUGGGUUUCCUCGCCUCUGUGGCCGCGGUGGUGUUUGGUUGGAUUCCUGAAGGCCAUUUCCGUCUGGAUCACGCUGUCCUGCUAUGUGCCAGCAGCAUGGCCACAGCCUUUAUAGCCUCCCUCAUAUUGGGGAUGAUCAUGGUCGGUGUCAUCAUCGGCUCGAGGAAGAUUGGCAUCAACCCGGACAACGUGGCCACUCCCAUCGCGGCCAGCUUGGGGGACCUGAUCACACUGGCUCUGCUGUCCGGGAUCAGCUGGGGGCUCUACGUGCAGCUGCAGGCACAUCCUUACAUCAACACGCUGGUAUGCCUUUUCUUCGUGGCUUUGACUCCUCUCUGGAUCAUUGUGGCGAAGAAGAACCCGAUCACACGAGAGGUGCUGUACUCCGGCUGGGAGCCAGUCAUCAUCGCCAUGACUAUCAGCAGUGUCGGUGGGUUGAUAUUGGAUAAAACAGUAUCGGAUCCGAACUUUGCAGGAAUCGCUGUUUUUACCCCAGUUAUCAACGGGGUUGGUGGCAAUCUGGUGGCAGUGCAGGCCAGCCGAAUUUCAACCUACCUCCACCUCUCCAGUCUGCCGGGCUCGGUGACAGGAAACGUGCCCAAGACAUGCCCCAGCCCUUGUCGCACUUUCUGCAGUUCAGAUUUGAAUUCCAGAUCUUCUCGAGUGUUGCUCCUGCUGGUUGCACCUGGUCACUUGGUCUUUCUCUACACUAUUAACUCCUUACAGGGCGGGCACACCACGCUGACCCCUAUAUUUAUCGCGUUCUACAUGACAGCUGCUAUGCUGCAAGUGGUGAUCCUACUCUACGUGGCUGACUGGAUGAUUCAUUGGAUGUGGGGCCGAGGCAUGGAUCCAGACAACUUCUCCAUCCCGUACCUGACGGCGCUGGGUGAUUUACUAGGGACAGGAUUCCUAGCUCUCUGCUUCCACAUCCUCUGGUUGAUCGGCGAUCGGGAUACAGAUGUGGGGGACUAACACGGAGGAUAUCAACCCUGCCUCACUCACCCACCCACACAACCAACCCCAGUCCUCUUCCCCCACCCCCACCCCACCACCCACUUCAAAGAAAAACUAGGUGGGAUUAAAUCAGCAAGUGCAAUUUCUAAGGACAAGGACUUCAGUUACGCUACACAUGAUGGAGACCGUCUUGUACACAGUGCAGUACAGCUCAGCCUACGUGCAGGAACCCACAGGAGAUAUUUUUGGUGCGGAGAUGCUGCUAAAUCGGGAGCGUUCACACGGUGCAAUUGGCUGCAGUGUUCAUCGAAGAUCUGCUGCAUAAGGGGCAACAUACAUACGCACGCACACAUACACAAACACGCACGUACACACAACACACUAAGUCAUGGGACAUUGAUCUCCCGUGACCUCCAAACUGGAAGCUGCUAAUUUAAAUUUCAGGGUUUGGGGUUUUUUUUUUCGUUUCUUUGAAUCUUAAUUCGCGGGAGAUGAAACCUGCUGUUUGGCUAUUCCGAGGGAUGAGAUGUUAUUUUUAAAACGGAAAGAGUGAUUCCCUUUUUUCUUUCAAACCCCAUCCCCACCCCGUUUCCUCCUCCUCCUCCUCAAGGUGACCCUCUUCAAUAUGGGGAGUAAUUGGAUUUUACAAAUGUUUGUAAAGAAAAAAGGGAGACUGUUAUUCAUUCACUGAGCAUGUUCGGUGUCGUGCAUUCACAGACGUGCAUCUUCUCAGCUCUCGUUGCAUACGGCAUGCAAUGCAUUGACCCUCAUGUAGACAGACUGCACAUUGUUGGUUAUUUUGUGGGGUGGGGGUGGGGUGGCAGUACUAUAGUUUGAAACUUGCAGAGUUCCUCCGUGCUCCUAAUGAGUUAUUUACCUCAAAUCUGUAUCUGACCAAUUGUUGUUUCCAAAUGAGCCUUAUAUUGGAUGAAGGAUGGAUGGAUGAAGGAAUCACUGGAAUAAGCUUUUUGCCCCCUUGUGUCUGGGCUUUUACCUCUUGGGGAGGGGGUAGGGGAGUGGGAACUUUGUGCAUGAUUGCGUAUCUGCCUGGGGCGCUGCAGAAUAACUGCUUUCCAAAGCAACUAGUGAGAGUGAGAUGAUGGUAUUUAACCUCAGAACAAGUAUUAAUUACUGCCUUGUCUACCCGUAAUCAAAUGACUUGCCAAAUUAGAAGGCGUCUGCACUGCUUUACCGAAUGCCUACUUUUACGAAGUAGCGGCGUACAGCUGGCGGUUGGCAACACAUCCUUUCUGUUGACCCCGCAAAGCAUUUCCCCCCCUGCUCCCCGUUGCCUGUCCAGUGUUACGAGUUGUCGUUCGGCACAGUGACAUGAAAAUCAUCUCAAAGAGAUGUUCUGAUCAUGAUGAACAUUGCCCGCCCCACCCCCCCCAAAACUUAUCACCAUCGCUCAUGUAUCAUGCACAAUUUAGGAGAAACCUUUAAAGUCCUCCCCGUCCCCCGUCCCCCAUGUGUUACAUUUUAUAGUGCACUAUUCCCCCCCAACCCCCCACCCCGUGGCUCUGAAAGUGUACAAUAAGGAUUUAUAUUGCAGUGGGAAGGCAGUCAAUGAAAAAGGCGGUUAGUAGCUUAGAGCUCGCAUCUAAGUUUUGCCCCCCGUCCCCCACACACACACACACACACAUAUACGCGCACACAAUGCCACAGCAACCACAGUUUGGAGCACGCUGUUAACAUUUUGCAAAACGUCUUGGACAAUUAUGUCGAUUUUUUUUUUUUUUUUGAAUCUCUUAAUCGCAAAUGAAAUUUAUAACGGGAUUGACCGAGUGCUCAGUGUGAAGUGAUCCGAUGACGUUUUCGAUCUUACUGUAGCGAGGCCAAAAGAUUUUCUUCUUUUAAUUGUUUGAGGAUGAAGUGGACUCCUCUCUUCUCUCCCCCCCCCAUCAUUUUUUUAUUUUGACAGCCAUAUUUAAAGAGAGAAAGUGUUGCUUUGGUCACUGGUUACAGAGAUACUCUUCCCCUGAAGGGUUCUGAAUAUAGAGAGUAUGCUUACCAACCUGAUUCUGUUGCUUUGCAAUGGUUCUCAAAUAAUGCUUGAGUAGAGAAUGACACAGUGCAAUAGUUGAAUAGGUUAUCAUGACAAAUUGAUGCCCAACCCACUUCCCUUCCUCUCCCUCUCAAGUCAUUUUAAGUUAUGAAUGUUUUAUCUUAACAGGUUGUCUUUUGUGUUGCAAAUUUUUGUUUUGCACUCGAUUUAUAUAUUUUUUUCCCCCUCCUCCCUCCUCCCCCCCCCCUCUGGAAUGUGAUUUUAAAAAUAAAUAAAUUGCGGGGAGAAAGAUAAAAAAAAAAAACAAGCAAAAGCUUAAUCGCAAUGUUUUUACUGAAAGCAGGCUGUCUUAAUCCAAAUUUCAUUCUUGCUCUGUGAAUGGAAAUUCUUUCCGUCACAGUGCUCAGUGUCCUGACCCAGUUACCUGCACAGUAUGUCCAAAUUUAAUAUUUAUAUGUAAUUGCCGAGAUGUUGUGAACAUCCUGGGUAUCUGUAUUUGAUAAAAUAAAAUGUCAUUUAAUGAUGAA
Callorhinchus milii (elephant shark) is the source of this 4631-nucleotide messenger RNA. Its product is annotated as solute carrier family 41 member 1. The coding region runs from base 534 to 2117 and encodes 527 amino acids. The record is from RefSeq and is a predicted model, not a curated record. NCBI's taxonomy places the organism in Eukaryota, Metazoa, Chordata, Chondrichthyes, Chimaeriformes, Callorhinchidae. Gene Ontology annotation, cellular component: plasma membrane. Gene Ontology annotation, molecular function: monoatomic cation transmembrane transporter activity. The transcript has 10 exons. Gene Ontology annotation, biological process: monoatomic cation transport.